CACGGGGCGCGCGCGAAUCAAAGCCGUCUCACUUCCCCAGGCUUCUUCCAACUCCAUCGACAAUUAUCUCAUCACAUACAUACUGUAUUGUCCCGGGAAACCCUAGGGCUUCUCAGCCCUGCCAAUGUCCGACCCGCUAUCGCCCUUUUGCGAUAUAUCCUGAAGCCUGUCGUCGGACAUCUUCACGGUGCGGCGCAUCCCGGUGUCCUUCGCGAUGCCGUCGGUUCUGCGCCGUGCCUCUGAGGGGGCAGCGCAAUCCGCGCCGAUGGGAAUCGUCGUCACCCCCUCGAAUUUGAACCCGAUCCUACAGAUGACGACUUGGUUACUUCUCGCGUUGACUUCACUUAUGCUAUGUUUUCGCUUCUUAACCAAGUUUUUCUUGAAAACGAAUCAGCGGUUCGGAUGGGAGGAAAUAAUGAUCAGUGCCGCAUUUCUCGCUGGCCUAGGUGAAUCCGUCACGUUUCUCGUUCCCGAAGGUGAAAUACUGGGCAAGGAACGACAUGACAUCUCCGACGAUGAACUGACAGCGGGGCUCAAAGCUCAAUACGCCGGAGAAUUACUUUAUAUCCUUGCUCUUGGACUUGCGAAACUGUCGGUCUGCACGGGAUUAGCUACAUUAUCGCCAGAUACGAGUCAUCGCCGCCUCACUUCCAUAUUUGUCAUCGCGGUCGUAAUUUGGUCGCUGGUAGCUUUCAUCGGAACAGCUUUUCAAUGUGGAGGUCACGGACCAUGGGAACAGGGGGAUAUUAAGUGCCUGGAUAAGCACGCAUUUCUGGAAUACGUGGGAAUCACGAAUAUUUUAACGGACGCUGCAUUAAUUGCUCUUCCGACAACUGUUAUAUAUCCUCUCAAGAUGUCUGUCAGGACGAGAAUCACCGUCCUGUCGUUCUUCUCCGUGCGAAUAUUGGCCAUUGCAGCAAUGAUUUCCCAGCUCAUCUAUCUCCCCCGCCUCUUCGAAGACGACUUUACACUGCGAGGAUUUCCGUAUUGGUUGAGCAUGCAGUUUGUGCAGUUCGCAAGCAUAUCGGCAGCCUGCGCUGCGUACUUUUGGCCCUUCCUCCGAUCCCUGCGAAGCGGUCUUAUCUCAGCCGACAACAAAGCCUUCACGUCCGAAUACGCGCUAUCUAAGCUUCGUGGAUCAGCUCGGAACGGUGCGAAUGUAGAUAUGGUGUCGGGUACCUCCUCCAAGAGCAGAGAUCGAAGCAAUUAUAUCAAGAUUACUACCGAUAACACGGUGACUACGAGUGAACGAGGCCAGGAACAAGGGAAUAAUCAACCUAUUGGAAGCGAGGGUUAUAUGAAGGAUUGGUGACGGCGGCAGGAAGCAGCAGUGUAGCAUUCACCUCGAGCUAAUCUACCUGAGCUUUCUGCGACUUUGAACCAUCGGCCCCUACGAUUAAUCUCAGCGAUACCAAGGGCAUUAGAAAUAUCAACAGCGGCAGAUAUACAUGACG
Annulohypoxylon truncatum is the source of this 1454-nucleotide messenger RNA. RefSeq lists its product as uncharacterized. NCBI's taxonomy places the organism in Eukaryota, Fungi, Ascomycota, Sordariomycetes, Xylariales, Hypoxylaceae. The record is from RefSeq and is a predicted model, not a curated record. The coding region runs from base 215 to 1312 and encodes 365 amino acids. The transcript is spliced from 5 exons.